AUGCGUUCCUUCAUCAUCGCCCCAAUCCUCAUGGCCAGCGCCCUAGCCCAAUCAACCUCAGACUACCUCAGCUGCGCCAGCGCCACCAUAAACAGCGUCACCAAAUCACCUUUCACCUCCUGCACCUCCAAAACGUCCCAAGAAUGCGUUUGCGCCAACAAAUCCGCCUUCCAAUCCCUAUCGGCCUCCUCCGUCCCCGCCUGCAUCGGGCUAGAUAUAAUAUCCCUAAUAGCAGCUCUCUGCCCUGACACCGAACCCACAUCUACCGAAGCCAAACCCACCGAAACCAAACCCACCGAAACCAAAUCAACCGAAACUAAAUCCACCGAAGCAAAACCCACCCAAACAAAACCUGUCUUCCGACACGCAGGCAAACCAAUGCAACCCGUUAAACGCGCGGAUGGAGCAAAACUCACCAUCUAUGUAACAGAAACUCGCUCAGAUUGCGGAUGCACGAGUACGGCUGUUGGGGGUCAUGUCCACGGCUCCACUACUGCUGCUGGAAAUACCAUGCAUAUCUCGCAGGUUCCGGUUAAUGUCCCGUCGCCGAGUAGUAUGAGUGUCAUGGUGGCUGCGUCGUCGACGUCGGUUGGGAGGGAGCAUGGGUUGAUGGGUGGUGCGGCUUCGACUGUGGUUGGACAGGUUGGGGCGACGCCUUCGGCGGGGGCUUCGGGGGUUGAUGCGAAGAGUUUCUCACCUUAUACGGGGGCUGCGGUGGGGACUUCGGUGAAUGGGGGUGUUGUGAUGCUUGGGGUUGCGGUUGUUUUGGCUGUUAUGGUUGCUUUGUAG
Molecule: messenger RNA, 789 nt
Organism: Penicillium robsamsonii
Lineage: Eukaryota; Fungi; Ascomycota; Eurotiomycetes; Eurotiales; Aspergillaceae
Exons: 2
Coding region: 1-789 (262 amino acids)
Source: RefSeq, a predicted model, not a curated record